GGUGCUUGAGUUGGUGCGGGUGAGGGAUGGUCGCGCGGCCGCUCUCCCUUAUAUUAUCUAGAUAUAUUUGUGGAUUACCUCCGAUGAAACUUGUAGUAUGACUCAGUAGUGAUGGAUACAGUACCAUUUAGUGGAUUUCAGCAGCAGCUGUGUGGAUGAAACUGAGGAGUCUAGGAUGAGACAAUGAUGCUGAUGAGCAGCACAAGCUCGGUGCACAAGACCACCACGUGAGGGAAGGACCAGCAGCAGUGUGGUGUUGGUGGGUGUGUGUGGUGGUGUGGUGGUGGCGGCGGCGGCGGUUGUGGUGGAGCAGGCGGAGUGGUUGGUGGUGGUGGUGCUGCUGCUGCCCAGGACCCUGUCUCCUGUGCUAGUGCGUCCAAUACUUAAAAGGUGUUUUUUUUUCCGUGAAUAACACGUGUGAAUGUUAGGCCAACACAAUGCGUGAGUUUAAGGUAGUGGUGCUGGGUUCCGGCGGGGUGGGCAAGUCCGCCCUCACGGUCCAGUUCGUGUCCGGGUGCUUCAUGGAGAAGUACGACCCCACCAUCGAGGACUUCUACCGCAAGGAGAUAGAGGUGGACACUUCCCCGUGCGUGUUGGAAAUCCUGGACACGGCGGGCACGGAGCAGUUUGCCUCCAUGCGGGACUUGUACAUCCGUAAUGGCCAGGGCUUCGUGGUGGUGUACUCCAUGACCAAUCACCAGACCUUCCAGGACAUUAAAGGCAUGAGGGACCAGAUCACCCGGGUCAAGAAUACCGACCGCGUCCCCAUACUGCUCGUCGCUAACAAGGUGGACUUGGAACACCAGCGGGAGGUGGUGACGGCGGACGGGAUGGCCUUGGCGCAUAUGUGGGGGUGCCCCUUCAUCGAGGCCUCGGCCAAGAACAGGUGUAACGUCAACGAAGUGUUCGCCGAGAUCGUCCGCGAGAUGAACGUCAACCCGGGCAAGAAGGACACCGGCAACUACUGCUGCUGCGUCCUUCUCUAACAACCAGCCAUAGUUGAUAGAAAUUUGAAGACAAUAUCUUCCCUGAAAGUUGAAUUUGACCAGGCCCUCUCUCCCAGUGAAGACAGUCCAUCACACCUUCACCUCAGUGAACAGCAUAGAAAAUUUAGUUGAAAAUUUAUUAGUAACUAUUUUUGGAAAAUCAGAUACCAUCCAGUGUUGGCAACAGUGAGGGCAUUUUUUGCUACUGACUGACUCUAAACAAUGGUUAAAAUUGACUCGUCUUCAUGUGGACAGCACUGAAGACCCACCACCUUGGAAUCACCGUAAUAUUAGUGAAGAUCAUCUACAUCAUCGUUGGGACACUCUGCAGAGGCCUGCUGUUGCACUGCAUGACAUGUCCAUGCAUUCUGUCCUUAAUCUGAUAACACACUGACCUAGUAUCUCACCAGGCUAGCAGUGAAUAUCCAUACAGUAACUGUUAAUCUUAAGAUCAGUAUAGCCACUACAAGUGUUGUCAGCAAUAUCCUACUUAUCAGCUGAAGCUUUUUGUGAUUUAUAAUUGUUGCAAUAUGCAAAUCAAGAUGUAUAGUGUAGCAAAACAACAUCUGAAAUGCGCGUGGUUUAAGGUUCGAGACCGUUUCUUGUGGGUUUUGAAAAGUGCUUGUUUGCUUGACUUCUGGAAACACAACUUAUAUAUGAAUUGCUGAAAUUGUGUGAAACUGAUUCACACAUGUAAGUUACAGUGCAGUAUUUUGAGCAAGGUUCUGUUGACUAACUGGUGUACAGCAUUUCAAUGAUCAGCUAGUGUUCAGUGACGUCUGACCUGGCUCGAGGGACCUUGUAGGAGUUUGGUGUUCUGUGACCUGUGGCUCUCAUGAGACCUAUAGAGAGACUGGCCUUACACAGGGAGUAGAGCAGUCCACCAAGAAUGUGAUUAUGCGCUUCCCCUCAUGCUCUGUAAAUACAUCAUGCGCUAGUAACACAGCUUAAGUUUGGAUGCAAUAGUCUGUUUCUUCUUGAUAAGUUUGUUGUAAUAAUAUCCAAUGUAUAUAUUAUUGCCCAGCACAAAGGGAUUUUAGAUUUCAUUGCCUCCACAAUCCCACCAGAAUUUCAUUGCCUGUUUAGGUUUUAACAUAUGUAUUAUAAUUAAAAACUUAUUUUAAACUUUUCUUGAAUCAGAAUAAACUUUACAUAUUGAAUUUAUAUUCUAAAGUAGCUUUUUGGUUUUCAUUUUAUUUGUACAUUGCUUUGAUAGAGAUACAGGUAAUAGCAAUAUUUGCCAGUAGCACACAUUACAUAUCUGUUGGUGUAAAAGAUGUGAAGCUGGAAGUGAAAUCCCUUUUUAAGAUGCUGAUGUGUAUUUUACAAUGAAAUACUUUUUAUCAUGGUGCAGUGCUAAUGACACAAUGGUAGUGAGACAGAUUUCAGAGAAGUGAUAUAUACCAAAGCUCUGUUGAAAAAUGAGAAUUUAUCUCAACAAGCAAACUUUGCUCUAUGUGUAGAUUUUAAUCGCAAACUGUAUGAAUAUUGUGUUGCUUGUAUAAGAAUGUUCAGCCUCCUCUUUGGUGAAGCACAAGUUCAUGUAAUUUGUUUUUACCUUGUAGCUUCUUGUUUGUGUUUGAUUUUAGUGUAUAUCUUCAUGUGGACUUUCAUAUGCGAGUCCUUUCAGUUUGGUCCACCCAUAAUGUUCAGUUCAAGGUACCUACGGUACCUCAUCCUAAUCUCUCUCUUGCUCAGAGCAACAUUAAAUGAACUGGAGUGGUAUAAAUAGCACCCUGGUCUCACUUUCUUUUAGGAAGGGAAUGUAUGUGUUACCCUCUGGUACCACUUAUUUAUCCUAACUUUACUGUGCUACAUUCAACUUGCCUCUUUUGUGUUGAAAUAGGUUUUUAAAAGUCACAUUACUUUUAUGGUCUCAUAAUCCCAAACUCAAUUACUGUAGUAUUAUUUCCUUUAUCUUGCAUUUUCUCUUCUUGUGUAAUUGUUGUUUACAAAGAUGAGAAAAUGAAAUUUGAGCAAACCUAUACAUCAUGUUAGGCUCCUUUGUUAUUAAAAAAAAAAUAGGCCAGGUGGCCAGGUUAUAGGGCAACAUUUUCCUGGCGAAUAUCUUGAUGAUACAGGAAUUGGUGUCUGCAUGGUGGUGGAUCUAACAGAAUAAAUCCUUUGUGCUGUAAUUCUAAUAGAUAAGAGGAACAGUCGGCACAUAUCCUACUAUAGAUCCCCUUAUCUUAAAAUGUCCUCUAUACUCUUUAAAAAAUCUCUUGACCACAUUGUUAACCCCAAGAGGGUAACAGCACAUUGCUCUAUUAUCUAGCGUUUACACCAUCAUGUGUUGUGUGUGUAAUGCUCAUAUCAUUUGAAUUAUAACCUAUUCGAAUGAAUGUAUAAUUAAUUUGUUAUAAAAUAAAUGUAUUUUUAAAUAUGUUGAAUACC
Molecule: messenger RNA, 3380 nt
Organism: Homarus americanus (American lobster)
Lineage: Eukaryota; Metazoa; Arthropoda; Malacostraca; Decapoda; Nephropidae
Gene: Rap2l
Product: ras-related protein Rap-2c-like
Exons: 4
Coding region: 438-986 (182 amino acids)
Biological process (GO): Rap protein signal transduction; negative regulation of cell migration
Cellular component (GO): plasma membrane
Molecular function (GO): GDP binding; GTP binding; GTPase activity
Source: RefSeq, a predicted model, not a curated record